AUGGAGGUUUUUCCCAAAGCACGUCAAUUUAUGUUGCGUGUUUGUACAAGCACUCUCCCUGUUAGAAGGAUGCUGCAUUUCCGUCAUAUGGUGGAUGAUGACACUUGUCUGUGGUGCAAUAGAGUGGAGACAGUGGGGCAUGCUCUUUUUGACUAUGAAAGGGUGAGGGAUCUAUGGGCUGACAGUGGUUGUGAGGCCACGUGCAGGUGGGAAGAGGCGGGUUCCAUGUGUGAUUUGGUGGAAUCAUGGGGGAGUUUGAAUGCUAAGCUAUUGCAGAAAGGUGUUUUGCUUGCGUGGGGUAUUUGGCAGGAGCGCAAUCAAAAGAUUUUCGAAGGCAAAACAACCCCAAACGAUGAGCUGCUCAACCGGGUUGUAAGGUGGACUGAAGGGGUGGGUAGCUACUCAAGACGCAUCUACACAUCUGCAAAAAGAGUGCCAGCCUCUGGGAAGUCGUGGAAAUCACCCCCUGAAGGGAUAGUAAAAUUGAACAUGGAUGCGUCACUUGCGAAGGAAGGAUGGGUUGGGCUAGGGGUGAUUGCCCGAGAUGCUGCAGGAAGGGUGUUGUAUGCUGCCACCAGACGCAUGCGAGCUCACUGGCCAUCAGAGAUUGCUGAAGCUCAGGUCAUUGACAUGGCACUUAAGAUAGGGAAGCAAAGAGGUCUUGGGGAUGUUUUGUCGAAUCGGAUUGCCAAAUGCUUAUAA
This is a messenger RNA of Chenopodium quinoa (quinoa), 702 nucleotides long. RefSeq lists its product as uncharacterized. The record is from RefSeq and is a predicted model, not a curated record. Lineage: Eukaryota; Viridiplantae; Streptophyta; Magnoliopsida; Caryophyllales; Amaranthaceae. Bases 1 to 702 code for a protein of 233 amino acids. The transcript has a single exon.